This is a messenger RNA of Thunnus maccoyii (southern bluefin tuna), 2902 nucleotides long. RefSeq lists its product as uncharacterized. Bases 548 to 904 code for a protein of 118 amino acids. NCBI's taxonomy places the organism in Eukaryota, Metazoa, Chordata, Actinopteri, Scombriformes, Scombridae. The transcript is spliced from 3 exons. The record is from RefSeq and is a predicted model, not a curated record.
AAACACAACUGUCGCGGCUUGCUGUGGUCAUAGCUUAGGCUGUUACAGCUAUUUGAGUUGAACCAAAAUAAGUGUAAUCUUACUUGAGCUGUGGUAUGGAGAUUACUAGCCUUUUAUGAAAGUAACCAAGCGGGUUUUCUGCAAUAUGUACUGUAGUCAAAUACUUGAGAGCAUCAGAUAAGAACGUUAUCUAGCAGGAUCGUUAGCUAGCACUGUUUGUCAGUUAGCCUUAGCUUGCAACUUACGUUUUAGUGGGACUGGCUUGGUAACUAGCUAGCUUCUUAACGCCAGUUAGCUAUCCAUUUACAUAAAGUAUUCGUUUAGUUUAAUCAUAUCAGAUUGUUUUCUGAACAUGGCUAACUUUAUCACAUAAUUAUUCAGCACAAUUAGCUAGCCAGGCAAGGUUAGUUUGCUAACUCAGAUGAUAGGCCAUCGAGUGUCAGGAAACAAGCUAGCAAGCCGAUAACGUCAACCAGCCGGGUCCUCCAGUCUGGUCAGAAUAAAUACAAAGGAAAUUCUUCGAGAUUGAUGCCUUUAGUGUCAUCACAUGUUGACUGAAAACAGGAAGCGGCAGCGUGGUGGUGAUGAGGAGAGCGGCCACCUGGUCCCCCAAGCCAAAAGGCAGAGCAGAGCUCAUCCUCUCUCUCCUGAGCCAGGACGGGAUGCGUGGGACUCUGAGUCAUCCAACAGUGAGAGCAGCAGCAGCAUCAGCAGUCCAGAACAUGCGGCUGGGAGCUGUAGCAGUCGGUGCGCUGCGGGCCCCUGCAGUCCCCUCAGCUCAGGCGACUCCUCCGAAAUGGCCGGCCCUACAAACCUGGUGACCUACCUGCAGAUCAACCGCAUCCUGAAGGAGGCCCACUUCCAGAGUCUGCAUAGCCGAGGUCAGCUCACAGACACACGAUGACCUAAUCUCCCUCUGUCGGCCACCAGAGUCCCUAAAGCUCAUCAGAGCAUCACAUGCUGAAUCACUUCACUCAGCUCUUCCUCACUCAUUUCCAGUUACUGUGAUAUCUCGCAGCUCUGUUCUCUACAUAUCUAUGGAUGAGACCAGUUCCUGGUCAGGUAUCUGGAGGGGGUUCAUCAUUCAAAUAAAUAAAAGUGAUAAUCAUUUUAGCAAUAAUAACUGUGUGAUCAACUCAAAACAUUUUUUGUGAUUGACCUGUUUUCUAUCCAGUCUGGUUUACAUGCUGCUCUAAGAGCCUUUAUAGUGACUGACUGAUAAUGAUGAUGAAUCCCUGUGUUUUGUCUCAAAUGUUGUAUGAAAACAGUACUACUGGAGCUGCAGAAAUGGCACCAAACACAAUUUUAGGCCAGUCAGUGUGACUCGUUUAGACUGCUAGUAGCUUACUUGGGUUGUAUAAUGCUGAAUCUGAUGUCUGUGUAGGUACAUGGACCAGUCUCAGGGAGGAUUUGCACUUGUCUAGGAUAAUGGCUCAUUUGCUUUUAUAUUCAGACAGGGACUCCUUUACAGGAGGCUGUAGAAGCCAUGGGUGUCAUGUUUUCUGUCUUGUUAGUUUGUAGAAUAUCUCCAAAUCUUGUAAACAGAUUUCAAUUAGUGGAACAUUGAAUCCAUGGAAAAAAGUCCUUUUGAAUUUGAAAAGAUUUCUUAACUCGGCAAUAUAUGCGAUUUUUAACACUUUGCUAAUUUCCCAUGAAUUACUGCACUUACUUGGAUGAAAAAAUCUGGCACGUCCCACAUUCAGUCAUUAGUGCGGUGAGAUGCUGAUCUAGUUCCAAAAUAAUUCCGAACAUAUUCUAUUAUCAAGAUAUUGUGCAGCCUUUGCAGUGGUACGCACAUUUUUAUGUUUUAUUUUCUCAUGAUCAUGAAGUAAUUAUUUCAUGAUGUCGACAAAAAAAAUCUUGUUUUCUCGCGAUAACAAAAUCAUUAUCUUAUAUUUAUUUUCAUUACAUAAUAACCGUGUACAUUGUGAUAUGGUGAUUGUCUAUAAUCAGUAAGAUUGCCAAAUAUAGAUUGCCAUAUUUGAUAUCACAAUAUGACACCACGUGUUAUUAUAAAGUGAUGCAUAUUGCUGUAAUAUUCCCCUAUAGGGAGUGAUGGUGCACCUGUGGCAGUAAGCUACAGUAUAAUAACCUCGGACAUAAGCAAGUGGAAGAUUGCCUCAUGUCUUUGGAUUAUAGAUGAUUACUACAUCUUGCACAUUUCUUCUAAUCAUGAGAGGGAUCGGAUCGUUUUUUUGUUUGUUUUUUUUCUCAAAAUUGAUCAUGAGAGAACAAAGAUUUAAUAUGUUGAGAUCAUGAAAUAAUUUCAUCAUGAGAACAGGUCAGAUAUUUUAAGAUUGUUUUCUUAUGAUGAGAAAGAGAAAACAAAACAAUAGUUACACCCAUGGACUCUACAACCUUCCUUCUCAGACUUUCUCUCUUUUUUUUUUUUGUUUUUUGUUUUUUUUGUGUUUGUUUUUUUGUAUGGAGGGCUGUUUGAAGUGGCAUUUAAGCACGUAGGGAAAUGUAGUUCUUUCUGUCCAGAGACGGUUACAGUCUUGAGGAACAAAAAGACAUUCCCCUGGCUUGGUUUGUAAUAUUACUGGAGCCACUAAAAUGCUGUUAUUGCAGACAAGCCUCUCUGCCUGUGCACUACCAUUCGAUGGUUUCUGUACAAGUGUCCCUGUGCACUGAACAUCCAGGUACAAGCACUGACCGUGAGGUUGUGCGUCUCUCCUUAUUCUUAAAGCGGGAUAGGUUUCACUGCUGAACCUUUAACCCAGGAGAAAGCUCAGCUUUUCAUUUUUUUUAAAUUUUAUUUUCAGAAUGAUGUGUCAGAAAUGAAAGCGUUUUGAAGAUGUGGAUUAUUUUUUUCAAUGAUAUAUUUUUUGUAUUUAGUAAUGUACAUGACAUUAACAUGCCAUUGAUUUUUUUUUUGUUUGUUUGUUCUUGUAAAUACCCA